UAUCUCUCUUUUUGGGCACUAUAGGCACAACUAAUUUUCUUCGAACACACUCAUUUACAGUAUAUUUCUUCUUGGUCGGAGCAGUGUGUCCGAUUCCAGUGUGGCUAUUACUUAAACGAUUUCAUCAAGUUCGAUGGUUGAGAUAUGUGCAUUUUCCAGUUAUGCUCGCGUCCUUAUCACAAAUACCACCUAUACAUACUGCUACAUAUCCGACGUGGAUAUUUAUCGGUUUUAUAUUCAAUUAUGUUAUUCGAAAGCGUGCUCGUGACUGGUGGAUAAAGUAUUCUUACAUAUUUUCAGCAGCAAUGAGCGCUGGUGUUGGUGCGGCACUUAUUAUCAUUGCAUUUAUCCCAGUAUUUCCAGUGGAUUGGUGGGGGAAUGCUCAAAAUGAACUUGACGGCGAUGGAUGUAGAUAUUCAACUGCUGAUUUUAGUGGUACACUAGAUGAUGGAACGUUUCUGCAGAACAGUAACAAAUGA
This is a messenger RNA of Didymodactylos carnosus, 479 nucleotides long. Lineage: Eukaryota; Metazoa; Rotifera; Eurotatoria; Philodinida; Philodinidae. The record is from the annotation of a GenBank genome assembly.